AUGACGACGGAUCAAGGCCACGGCGACCUCAGCUGGAUACCAAUCAUCGAUCUUAAGGUGUUUGAUAUCACAAAAGAAGAAAAUGAAGUCGACAGAAAAGAUCUGGAAAAAGUGGCAAACGAUGUGUUCAAAGCCUUCAGCACCAUAGGUUUUGUAUACAUCAAAAAUCACGGAAUUCCCCAAGACCAGAUUGACAAUAUAUUUAGAUUGGCUGAUGAUUUUUUUGCACAACCACAAGAGACCAAGGACAAGUUAAUUCGUCCCGUAUCUGAGGCAGUUGGCAUUGGUUACAUUCCUGGUGGAAGAGAACACUUUGUGUCUGGCAAACCUGCUGUCUUGAGGGAGUCCUUUGAUGUUAUCAUAGGAAGUACCUACAAACAGCUUUGGCCAAGUAUUCCAAACUUUGAGCAGGAUGUGGUGGAGUUCCACAGAACUUGUGCCAAACUGAGCCUUCGAAUGCUGAAACUGAUUGGGAUGGGACUUGGACUGGAGGACCAAAAUGAGCUGCUUGCGUGCCAUACAAAUCUUGUCAACUGGCGUGACAACAGCACCACCAUGUUAAGACUUUUGACCUACCCACCUUUCACUGAAAAAGAAGACAAGAUGCCAGACCUGACACGUUGUGCUGAACACACGGAUUACGGCUCCAUGAGUCUGAUGUUCCAAGAUAGCACUGGGGGCCUUGAGGUAAUUGUGUUAGGUGUGACAGUCUGCUGGGUGUGCCAUUGUGCUUGGUGUGCCAGUGUGGAGUAUGAGCCUGGGAUGGCUCUCACACAUUGUGUGCAGACAGUGGAUGGAGAGUACAAACCAGCCACACCUAUACCUGGUACCAUAGUGGUCAUCUUGGAUGACAUGAUGCCCAGAUGGACCUCGGACAGACUGAAGGCCACGCUUCACCGAGUUACCCCUUCCGAUAAGAGGAACACGCGUAGAAGUUUGGUCUAUUUUACUGAUCCUGAUAGUUGUACGAUUGUGAAACCUCUUGACGGAUCGGACACGUACCCUCCUAUCCGUUAUACAAGAUACGUGACACAGGUGCAUAUGAAUGAUUUCUAA
Messenger RNA from Lingula anatina, 1056 nucleotides. RefSeq lists its product as uncharacterized. The record is from RefSeq and is a predicted model, not a curated record. NCBI's taxonomy places the organism in Eukaryota, Metazoa, Brachiopoda, Lingulata, Lingulida, Lingulidae.